AUGGCAGACCACGAAGAUUCGCUGCAACCAUGGGUGACUGCGACCACCGCUUCAGUGACGGUGCUCGCCUUCGUCAUGGUCUGUCUGCGGCUUCUGGCCCGAUGGGAGAGGAAGCAAAAGUUGUGGUGGGAUGACUGGAUGAUUGUGUUCUCCAUGGGCUGGAACCUGGUCGUCGUCGGCUUCAUUUUCGCCAUGGUCAAAGAAGGCAUGGGCCUGCAUGCCGGCACAGCCGUCCCCAUCUCCAACCAGGUCAUGAUCGCCAAGUUCCUCGUCGUGGCUGAGAUUCUCUAUGUCUUCAAUCUGGUCUGGACCAAACUCAGCAUUCUGCUGAUGUACUAUCGUAUCUUUCGUUUCCCCUACUUCAAGCGCUGGGCGUACAUCAUCGGCACCUUUGUCGUUCUUUGGGUCAUCUGCAUCACGUUUCUUUUUAUUUUCAUCUGUGUCCCUGUCCAGAAGCUGUGGUAUCCCAGUCUGCCGGGACACUGUAUCAACCAAGUCGGGACAUGGGUUGCCAAUGCGGCAUCGACCAUCCUGACCGAUCUGGCGAUUCUCUUUCUGCCGAUGCCGCAAGUCUGGAAACUGCAGCUGCGUCUAUCUGAGAAACUGGCCUUGACCUUUGCAUUCAGUCUGGGAUUCUUCGUUGUUUUUGCCUCGGCCUACCGGUUCAGCGUCCUCUUCUCGUACACCUCCGCCGACUCAUCCUACACACUCGCUCCGACCGUCGGCUGGACCGCCAUCGAAAUGUCGGCCGGCAUCGUCUCCGCGUGUCUUCCCACCCUCCGACCCGCCCUACAGGCCAUCGUCCGUAUACUCGGCAUCCGAGGCGCCUUGCCGGCGUUACUGCGCAGCCGAACAGUCCCCAUGUCCAAGACCGACCAGUCAAACCCCAGUCAGAACGGGUUGACGGCCCAGGGACACAAGGGCAGCGGCGUCGGUCACUCAUCGCAUAGCCGGCGUCAUUCCUUCUAUCAUCUCCCGGACGAGGCGGAUUCGGCGGGUGGACACCCCAUGACGUCGGAGCAGUUGGAUGCUUCCCUGCGCCCAGAGUAUGAUCACGGACAUAUGGUGACCAACGUAUUAGGCUCGAAGGGGAGGAACGUCGAUAGCGCGAGCGACGAGAUUCCUCUGCAUGGGAUCCGUGUACAAAAGGACUUUACGCAGGUCAAGGAGUGA
This is a messenger RNA of Aspergillus pseudoviridinutans, 1173 nucleotides long. RefSeq lists its product as uncharacterized. The coding region runs from base 1 to 1173 and encodes 390 amino acids. The transcript has 3 exons. The record is from RefSeq and is a predicted model, not a curated record. Lineage: Eukaryota; Fungi; Ascomycota; Eurotiomycetes; Eurotiales; Aspergillaceae.